AUGUCUCAGCUGAGUCUCUGGCGCCGCCACGGUGCUAAGAGAGCCCUGCAAUUACUCCUUCCUUGUAGAUUAUCGUUAUCAUCAGUUACACACUCGAAUCGAGAUCUUAACAGUAUUGACCUCACGAAGGAGGAAGAAGCGUCAGCAGCGCAGAUCAGGAGUUCUCUUUUGAAGGCACACAAUGGAAAUGUGCAGGAUUUGGUUCAGUCCCUUGGGGUUGACUGUCCGGGAAUUCAGCUUACAAGUAACACUGUGGACAGCUUGUUGUGUAAGUUUGGGGAUGACUGGAAAUCUGCUUUUGGUCUUUUUCAGUGGGCACAGUUGAGUGGCAAUUACAAGCACACGGCAUAUGCUUGUAGUCGGAUGAUCGACUUGCUUGGGAAGAUGAGGCAGAUUGACCAGAUGUGGGAUCUAUUGUCUGACAUGCACUGCAGAGGCCUUGUGACUGUCGAGACAGCUGCGAAGAGCAUCAGGAGGCUGGCAGGUGCAAGGAGAUGGAAGGAUGCUGUCAUGUUGUUCGAUAAGCUGGAGGACAUGGGGCUGGAGAGGAAUACAGAGACUAUGAACGUUCUGCUUGAUGCACUUUGCAAAGAAAAGAAGGUUGAAGUAGCACGUAAGGUCUUUCUCGUGCUCAGUCCGCACAUUCAACCUGAUGCAUACACAUUCAACAUUUUCGUCCAUGGCUGGUGCAGUGCACGUAGAAUCGAGGAGGCAAAGUGGACAAUUGAGGAAAUGAAAGCCCGGGGGUUUGCGCCUUCAGUUAUCACCUACACUGCUGUCCUUGAAGCUUACUGCAAGCAACACAAUUUUAGGAUGGUCUAUGAAAUUCUUGAUUGGAUGUGUUCUGAAGGCUGCCAUCCAAACGUCAUUACUUUCACUAUGAUCAUGACCUCACUAUCAAAAUGCCAUAUGUUCGAAGAAGCUCUGAGUGUAUCUAAUAGAAUGAAGUCCUCUGGCUGUAAGCCCGAUACAUUGUUCUACAAUUCCUUGAUUAACGUGCUUGGUAAUGCGGGCUAUCUGUCUGAAGCUUCCCAGGUGUUUCAAGUGGAGAUGCCAAUGAAUGGCGUGCCCCGUAGUUUGGCUACCUAUAACACCAUGAUAUCAAUCUUUUGCCAGAAAGACCGAGAUGAAGAUGCUCUCAAUGUGCUGAAAGAAAUGGAGGCGCACUCUUGUAAGCCUGAUCUUCAGACAUAUCGGCCACUUCUCAGACUGUUUUUAAGUAGAAGAGGCCAAGCUGAUUCCAUUCGGAACUUGUUGAAUGAGAUAGUGCCUAGGUAUAAAACAUGGGAGUUGCUUUUGGAUGAAGCACAAAGGAAAAACAUGGAGGGUCGUGUCGAAAGAAUUCGAAAUUACAUGACUUGUUUUGGUAUUUCCGUUUAA
Triticum turgidum subsp. durum (durum wheat) is the source of this 1380-nucleotide messenger RNA. NCBI's taxonomy places the organism in Eukaryota, Viridiplantae, Streptophyta, Magnoliopsida, Poales, Poaceae. The record is from the annotation of a GenBank genome assembly.